This is a messenger RNA of Poecilia latipinna (sailfin molly), 2824 nucleotides long. RefSeq names its product TBC1 domain family member 24-like. Lineage: Eukaryota; Metazoa; Chordata; Actinopteri; Cyprinodontiformes; Poeciliidae. Bases 46 to 2265 code for a protein of 739 amino acids. The record is from RefSeq and is a predicted model, not a curated record. The transcript has 11 exons.
GAGAGGAGACAUUACCUUCUAAGACACUUUUCUUCGAGGGUUGAGAUGAUUCACGUUUCAAGAGCACCGGAGUUUUCAAACUUUGGGAACAUGAACAUGAUUUCUUUUGCAUCUCCUGAACAAGACGUGAACUCCAUGUUGACAGGCAGAAGACCGAGGUCUCAUUCCUAUAACAACCCAGAGGACAGCAAAAACUGUGACUUUCAUGUAAAAACAGAGGAAGCCAAUGCAAGACCUCGCUCCAGAUCAUUUUACAGUUAUGAGACAUCAGAGUUGUUCUCCAAUUUUGACACAGCAAACUUUUCGUGGUCCUGUCCACUGAGGCAGAGAGCAAGCUCACAGUCAAGAAAUCAAAUGUCCAAAAUGAACGAUAAAGAUGGGAAUCAAUCUGUUGUUCCUGUCAACCCAAAGAAGUCGAAGAAGCUCUCAAAGGAUCUUAAUGGCAGUAAAGGCAGUGCCAGGACAGUGUCCAUGAUAACCAUCUCUGAGUCAGACAACUGGGAGAUUUGCUCCAGCUCUGGUAUGAAGUACGGGCAGUUUGUGGACUGGGAGAAGAUCGAUCCAGAACCUGCGAAGAAAUACCAGCAGAUCCUGAAGAGCGGGCAUCAGCAGCUGAAAAGAAUGGGGCGAGAGGGUUUCUGGGCCAUCUCGCACACGCUGAGGGCCAAAGCAUACUAUCAUAUCAUCCACAACAUCAAUUCCAGGGCUGUUACGCCAAAUAGGGAUGUUUACUAUGACCUGGCCAAGAAGCUUUUUGGGGAACAGAAAGUUAGCACUCACCAGGUCCCGGAUUACAUGGAGGAUGGGGAUAUACCAAGAUACUGUCUCAACAAAGCAGGCAUGAAUUCUGUUAAAAAGAUCCUUAUAUGCCUUGGCAGUUACUUCCCAGACAUGAGCUACUGUCCCAUCCUCCCUGCCUUGGUCUCUCUCAUACUCCACUUUAGUGAGGAUGAAGCAGAGUGUUUCUACAGCGUGUCUCGACUCAUCUGCUACAAGGACCCUAACAAGCGCUACAUCGACCAGACAUUCCUUACUUAUCGUGCUUCUUGCAUGACAUUCGGGGACCUUGCCAACAGGUGCUGCCGAGGCAUCCGAAAGCUGAUUGCCAGCUCGCACCAAAACCUCUUUGAAUUUUACUCCGACUGGAUCAUGUGGCUUUUUGCUGACCUUCCAUUCACAUAUGCAAUCAGAGUUCUGGACGUCUACUUACUGGAGGGUUUCAAGGUUCUCUUCAGGGUUGCAUUAGCUUUGCUUGACCUCUACAAAGUGUCCGUGUCAUCUCGAGUAGCAGACGUCGAAGACUUUAGAACUGACAUGAAACGUUUUGUGCAAAGUGUAGCUCGCCACUGCACAGUUGAGAAGCUUUUGGAAAGGGCCUUCCAGAUUCCAAUUGCUACACGAAAUGAGCUUAACCUUCUGUUCAAUGCAAAUAAGGAUGCCCUAAUGCAAAAAGGUGUCAGCACACACCAAAAGAGGCAGACGGUGGAAUCAGUGGACUUAAACAGCUUCAGCUCCAGUGUUGUCACAGAGACGGAGAUGAGGGUCAUCUGGGCCUGGAUUCCUGAACGUUUUGCGCUCUUCAACCCCGUUCGGUUGUUUCAUAUCGCAGAAGAUGGAAGAGAUCUUUCUUCAUUGUAUAAACGUGUUGAAGGACAUGAGCCAAUAGUACUCAUCAUCAAAACAAUGGAAGAAGAGGUUUUUGGAGCUUUCUUGUCAAUGGAUUUGAUGGAAAGACGGAAUCACGACUCUCAGGGACUUACAUACUUUGGAACUGGGGAGUGUUUUGUUUUUACGCUUCGCCCUAGCAUGGAGCGCUACCAGCGGGCUAUGGUCAACAUCAUGACCAGAAUAGCCUCUCCUCAGCAGCACAGAGAUGGAAGCAGUUCCGCCUCUCAGUUGGCAAACAGAGAGGUUUGCCAGCUGACCAAAACUGUCAGCUGUACGAAUGGGACUCCCCAGAAUCCAUCCUACCUGACACUCCCCCUCAGCGCUCCAGUAGGAAAUCCCAGAACUGCAAAGGAGGCCAAGAGACCAAAGGAGCAAGACGCCUCAAAUUUCAUCGCAGGAGAUGACAGUCAGCUCAUUGUCGGUGGUGAUGGGGGCCACGCACUCUGCUUGUGUGAUAACUUAGAGGAAGGAAACUCAGAACUCUGUGACACAUUCAGCAGCAACCCGCUCUGCAAAGGACACUUCCAGAUCCAGUCCCUGGAAGUAUGGGGCAUUCAGAACUCCAUCUACCUAUCUCGCAGCUUUCAUUCUCGAUAGACGAACGAGGAGUGGUAUUAUGUGGGAGUUGUUUUGGACAACAGUUUUUUUUUCUGCAAUUCAAUGCACAUUGCAUUUAUAAUAAGUCUUUUGAUGAAUUUUAAAAACUGUAAUACAAGUAAAAAAAAAAUCUUGGUUUGAAUAUAAUUUACUGAGACUUUCACUACUAAAUCUUUUCUUUGUGUAUUGUAUAAUAGGUGGUCAAUCAGUGUGUUGUCUAACCAGCUAACACUAAAGAAAUUAUAUGAUGAGCCCAUUUAUUGGAAAGCUACUAAAGUACAGUGACUCACUGUUUCAGAGAAGUGAAUUUUAAGAUCAAUUCUACAUUUAACAGGCUGACAAAACAUUAACACAAGAGGAAUAUUGGCUCUUUUUCUGGUGCCAUGUACAGACUGCAUAACAGUGGAAUAAAAUGUUGCAAUGUAUAUAUGAAUAUAGCAAGCUAUGUAUGAAAGUGUAUAUAUUUUGUCUAUGUGCUUCCUGUAUUUUUCGGAUGUUAUUUAUAUCAUCUUUUUUGAAUGAUUUAUUCAAUACAUAAUUAAAUCAUUCCGUGUGAAAA